This is a messenger RNA of Rhipicephalus sanguineus (brown dog tick), 2544 nucleotides long. RefSeq lists its product as uncharacterized. Lineage: Eukaryota; Metazoa; Arthropoda; Arachnida; Ixodida; Ixodidae. Gene Ontology annotation, molecular function: nucleic acid binding. The record is from RefSeq and is a predicted model, not a curated record. The transcript is spliced from 3 exons. Bases 1 to 2544 code for a protein of 847 amino acids. Gene Ontology annotation, biological process: DNA integration.
AUGACGGCCAGAUGCAAUGGGAAGGAUAUGCAAGGCACGGUCGUAGUGGUCGACAGCUUGGGACCGUCGUUAUGUGGCAGAGACACAAUCAAGGCUGUCAAUGAAAUCGGAGUGCCCAUGCUGACAAACGUCGUCGCGAGCGUGCAACCGAUCAAGUUCAACGGACCCAACACGGGACUAGAUGCCCUACUCGGCGAAUAUGCUGACGUCUUUGCUCGAGGUCUCGGAUUAUGCAAGGGACCUCUGGUGACAUUCCAGUUGCAAGAAAACGUGGCUCCACGGUUUUUCAAGGCCCGGACUGUACCUUACGCCUUGAGGGACAAGAUGUCGGAUGCGCUGGAUCAGCUAGUAGCCCAAGACGUCCUCACGCCUGUGAAAACCGCCGAGUGGGCAACACCAGUCGUACCCGUUCUAAAGAAGGAGGGGUCGCUCAGAAUUUGCGGAGAUUUUCGGAUGACGAUCAAUGCGGCCACUGCGACGGAGCAGUACCCGUUGCCACGAGUGCAGGACAUUUUUGCGAAACUGAAUGGCGGGGAAGUUUUCACGACGUUGGACCUGCGCCAGGCCUACAACCAGCUACCAUUGGAUGAGCACGCUCAGAAGAUAGCAGUCUUGAACACUCAAAAAGGUCUUUUUUGUUUUAAACGGCUGCCUUUUGGCGUAAGUUCGGCAUCGGCCGUGUUUCAGAGACGCAUGGACGCGCUUUUGAGCGAUAUUCCAGGAGUACAGGUGUAUCUGGAUGAUAUUAUCGUCGCGGAAAAGCGAAGUGACAUGUCACGGCUGCGGAAAGACCUUCAGAGAUUGCGAGAAUAUGGUGUACGGUUGCACAAGGAAAAAUGCAAAUUUCGGCAAGCCGAGGUCACCUUUCUCGGCCAUCGUAUCGACGCUAAAGGACUGCGGCCAAAAGACGAGAGCAUCAAGGCCGUUCGCGAAGCCCCCAGAGCCCACUUGGUGAGUGAGCUCAAAGCAUUUUUAGGUCUUGUGAACUAUUACGGCAAAUUCUUGCCGAGCCUGGCGACCGUGCUCGCUCCGCUAUACGCCCUUCUCGCCAAAGGUGCCAAGUGGCAGUGCGAGAAGGAACACAAAGAAUCUUUUCGGAAAGUUAAGGAGGCAAUGGAGGACUCCCAGUUUUUGGCCCAUUUUGAUCCUGAAAUGCCGUUGAGGCUGGAGUGUGAUGCGUCACCAGUAGGUAUUGGAGCCGUUUUGUCUCACCGUGUCAAUGGCGUUGCUUACCCAAUUGGUGUCCGCUCCAGGAAGCUUACAAGGGCAGAAUGUAAUUACUCGCAGUUGGAAAAAGAGGCUCUGGCACUCGUGUUCGUGGUUGCCCGAUUCAAGGACUACUUGUACGGACAUCAGUUUGUCCUGGUGACUGGCCAGAAACCACUUACUGGUUUAUUAAAUCCAAAAAAGGCGAUACCCCCGAUGGCAGCCGCCCGAAUUCAGCGUUGGGCUUUGUUUCUCGCUAAAUACAGCUAUACGGUGCAGUAUCGUAAAGGCAGUGACCAUUCAAAGGCAGAUGCCCUCAGCCGAUUGCCACUGCCUGCUUCAGAUCCACGAGAAGGCCAUUCCGACGAACGGGAGUACGUUUUGUUCGCCCAAGCGAUGGAGGAAACGGCGAUAUGCGCCCGAGAGGUGAAACAAAUGACUGAUCGAGACACCACUCUCCAGCAGGUCAAAGAAAGGAUUUUAGCGGGAUGGCCGCUGUUUCGACCCCAGAAUCACAAGCAGUACCGGCCGUACUUCAACAGAAGGAUGGAACUGACCGCUUCCGCGAUGCCACCUGUCCAGGUACCUGCGACAUGGCCAGCGACCGGGGAAGGUUGGAGCCAUCUGCAAGCUGAUUUUGCAGGUCCGGUGGACGGACACAUGGUCUUGGUCAUCGUAGACUCGGAAACGAAAUGGAUCGAAGCGGUGCUAAUGAAGAUUGCCACGUCUGAAACCACGGUCAGAGCCCUGAGGUCAAUAUUUGCACGGUUUGGGCUUCCAAAAACGUUCGUGUCUGACAAUGGACCUCACUUUGUGAGCGGUUUUUUUCGCGAGUUCUUGGCCCGUAACAAGGUGCAGCAACUAACAACAGUACCCUAUCAUCCCCAAUCUAAUGGGUACCGCCGAACACCCGGGCAGGAUGGCAAAUCACCGGCUGAACGUUUGCUGGGUUACCAGAUUAGGACGAAGAUAGACAACAUUAAGCCGAAAGAAAAGUAUGCUGAUGGUUUGCCAGCAGAAGCUACGAGAAAAUUUAAUGCAGGGGAACCGGUGUGGGAGCGCACUUUUGGAAGAAGUCGAAGGUGGAUUCCAGGAGUAGUGCACGACCAAAAAGGUUCUAGGAUGGUCACCGUGGAUUGUGCUCAAGGACGGCACCGACGGCAUCUAGAUCAGCUAAGACGUCGAGCUGAAUCGGUGGACAGUGACCUUGGCCAGAAAAACAAGCAGGAGCCAGCCGAAGAGACUGGGGAAAAUGUGCAAGACAGCCCGGAAGAAACAGCGGCGGAAUCACCACCACCGCUCGUGCGAAGAUCGACCCGGCCACGGAAACCACCAUAA